AUGGACUCCUCCAACCCAUCACUUUCUCGCCGUUUAUCCUACGAAAGUACAACGACAAGUGAAUUCGAGGUCAUAUCUCGUGAUCGUUCCUCAUCAUCCGGUAGUGCUAGAGACGGUAGUUUUGGCCAGGAAAUAUCCAUUUCCUCCUCACCAUUGCCCGGUGCUUCAAUCGAGAUACCCGAUUUGUACUCAGGAGAGCAUGACGCUCCAGAACAAAGCUUACAGCCUAGUGACGACGAUCCAACUGCGAAAUCGACAUUGCUUGACAGAAGUACUGGCGCUCCUUCACUCACAAACACUGCAUCGCAAAUAUCUGUGUCCGAUGUCAGUAUAAUGGCUGGAGAAUCGGCCAGUGUGCUUGGACAAGCAUCACCUGAUGGUGACGAUGGUGAUCGCUCAACAAAAUGUAGUGCAUCUCAAGCAUCUGAAUCUGACAUCAGUAGGAAAGCAAGGGAGUCUGCAGGGAUGCUUGAACAGGUGUUCCACGAACUGUACACACUCAAAAGACGAAAUUCCAUGGUGGACCUUCCAGAAAAGCAGUCGCGAUCAUUCUUACAAAUCAUCGUUGUGCUAGGCAUUCUUAUAGCUGCCGUUGCAAUAUUUCUAGGAUGUUACGUUCAGUUACUGAAGGAACGUCGUCAUUGCAAAGAUCUAGAAGAACAACUGGUGAUAAUGAAUGAUCUUAUAGAGAAACUAGAGUAUCAGCGUCGACUGGACGAGACAUCGAAGCGAAUCACAGAUGAUAUGAGGGCGGAUAUAGCUGCCGCACGGAAAGAGAUAGCAUUCUCCAGUGUCAAUGCAAUCUUCCCCUGUGUUUCUCCAAUGACCGGUGCUCAUCUCGGUUAG
Molecule: messenger RNA, 846 nt
Organism: Haemonchus placei
Lineage: Eukaryota; Metazoa; Nematoda; Chromadorea; Rhabditida; Trichostrongylidae
Source: the annotation of a GenBank genome assembly